AUUGCUGCCAAGCGUUUUCCCUAUUUUAAUUGGAUAUUAUUAAUUUUUGAACGAGGUGUCCAUCUGCAGAGCCCCACCGCUCCAAUUGCUGGAGAAAAGAGAUCUUCACAAGAACAAUCGAAGCUCUUCCAAAUCCAAAAUGUGAAUCCAAGUCGUCUUCCUCUUUCAAUUUUUUUUCCCUCUUCUUCUUCUUCUUCUUCUUCCUUCUCAAAUCUCCCUGGCCAUGGACUUCUCAACCCUCCAAUCCAGAGCUUCCACUGCCUACAUUCCUCCCCACCGCACCCAGCUACACCCCCGCAUGCACUCCUUCUCCUCUUCACUUCCCCCUCCUCCCCCCACUCCCAAAUCUCCUCUCCAUUCCCGUGAAAAAUGGCUGAUCCUCGCCGCCUCCCUCUUCCUCCUCCCCUUCGUUUUCUACUUCUUCUCCAUGGCCCGGGGCGUCCACCAAUCCUCCAAGUUCUCCGCCCCCAAACCCAAGGGCUUCGCCGUUGUCGUCAGCGGCGGCGCUGCCGCGUUCCAAAUCCGCGUCUUUGAGUUCUUGGUCGAGGGUCGGGUUCCGUUCGUCGAUACCUGGGGCUCCAGUUCGAAAGUCCUGAAGGUUCGCCCGGGGUUGACGGCGUUCCGGGAGGAUCCGAGUGAAGCAGGGAGUUCAGUCUUGGGGUUGAUUGAGUUUGCGAAGCGGAGGGUGCCUAGAUCGGAGUGGGGCAGCACCAGGGUGCAGUUUAUGGCUAGUGGGGAAUUGGAGAAGUUGGGUUUCCGUGUAAGGGACGCGAUCUUGGAAUCGUGCAGGCAGGUGCUGAGAGCGUCUGGAUUUUUGUUUAAGGACGAUUGGGCGGCUGUGAUGAAAGGAGGAGAAGAAGGUGUUUAUGCCUGGGUGGCUGUAAACUAUGCACUUGGAAACUUGGGACGGGAGCCUCACGAAACCAUUGGGGUGGUUGAACUCGGUGGGGCUUCUGCACAGGUUGCAUUUGCUCCAACUGUUCCACCCCCAUUGCAAUUUUCACGAAUCAUCAAACUGGCUGGAGUUUUUUACAAUCUUUAUACUCUGGGCUUGCCUCAAUUUGGUCAGGAUGCGGCUUGGGAUUCACUGCAUGAAUUGCAGAAUUCUAGGGGUUUGAUGUCAUUUUCAAGUUCCACAGACAGAAUUGUGAGCAAUCCUUGCAUUCCUAGAGGAUAUGAGCUAACAUCAAAUUCGAGUGAUUCAGAACUUCUAAUAUCCCAUCCAGUUGGAAACUUUUCUGCUUGUAGACAGGAGGUUUUGUCCUCGUUGAAAAAAAGACAAGAUACAUGCUUGCAUCCUCCUUGUAGGAUUGUCUCAUCUUUUCCUGUUGAGUUACAAGGCCAGCCUGUUCCUCCAGAGAACUUUUUCUAUACUUCUGAGCUAUUCGGGCUCGUCCCCAAAGCUUCAUUGUCUGAAUUAGAGACGGCGGGACAGCACUACUGUCAAGACGAUUGGGAUAAACUUAAAGAACAAUAUCACAGCAUUGAUGAUUUGGAUUUAUCAAAAUAUUGCUUUUCUUCUGCAUAUCUGGUGGCGCUCUUACAUGACAAUCUUGGCAUCUCUAUGGAUGAUAAGAGGGUUGGAUUUGCAAAUGGUACAAGUGUUCCCCUUGACUGGACACUAGGAGCUUUCAUCCUCCAAACAAUGCUGGAACCCCUUGAAUUGGAACAGGGUAAUCUGGGCCAGACAGAUGGAAUUGAAUCAAUCACGUAUUUCUCGUUAUUUGCUGUUCUUUUAAUAGUCGCGCUUGCAGCAUACUUUGUAUUAAAAUUGCGAAAACCCCAGUUAAAAACAAUAUAUGACUUAGAAAAGGGGCGUUAUAUUGUCACCCGCGUACCCAGGUGAUUUUGUUAAUCCCGCGUCAUUUCUUUUUUCUUUCUUUCCUUCUAUGUUUUUGAGAUCCUAUAAAUUACUUGUAUAUUCCAUGAUCA
This is a messenger RNA of Malania oleifera, 1932 nucleotides long. Its product is annotated as probable apyrase 6. Gene Ontology annotation, molecular function: nucleoside diphosphate phosphatase activity. Gene Ontology annotation, biological process: nucleoside diphosphate catabolic process. Bases 224 to 1846 code for a protein of 540 amino acids. The record is from RefSeq and is a predicted model, not a curated record. The transcript is spliced from 8 exons. NCBI's taxonomy places the organism in Eukaryota, Viridiplantae, Streptophyta, Magnoliopsida, Santalales, Ximeniaceae. Gene Ontology annotation, cellular component: membrane.